This is a messenger RNA of Penicillium pulvis, 234 nucleotides long. RefSeq lists its product as uncharacterized. Lineage: Eukaryota; Fungi; Ascomycota; Eurotiomycetes; Eurotiales; Aspergillaceae. The record is from RefSeq and is a predicted model, not a curated record. The transcript has a single exon. Bases 1 to 234 code for a protein of 77 amino acids.
AUGGAGGAGAACCAGACACUGGAUCGCGAUAAAGGUAAUGCAAGCUUAGUACCCAAUUUGCCCCUGAUGAUCAACGGUAUGGUUUAUUCCCAGCGAAUCGGCCUCGCCAAUGUUAUUGCCAAAAUUGCAGAGCGUGAGCCAUGUCGCAAUGUAGCGAUCGUUUUUAUGCUGCUUAAGAUAGCCAGUGGCGACGACACCUUCGACACUCCAGAAAAAGCCCGCGCUGAGUCCUAA